AUGGCUAUCCCUAGUGUCCUCGCUUUUGACGCUGAGGGUCGGGCCAUUGACUUUGAUGUCUGGGUAGAUGACCUGCAGCUUUUCCUACAGUGCGAUAGGGCAGACGGUCUCUCCUUCUUUGACCUCACCUCUGGUGCCUCUCCUGCCCCUGCUGCUGAUGCUGACGACACUAUUCGCUCACAGUGGGCCACACGCGAUGCUGCUGCACGUCUUGCUGUGCGGCGCCACCUGCCUACCUCUGAGCAGUUCUGCGCCAAGAACCCCCCCCCCAUGUACAUCACUCUCUACUACAUAGUCACCCGCCUCCCUGACUCCCUUCGCGUAGUCAGGGACCACUUCCUCUCAGUUUGCCCCACCACCCUCACCGUUGACCUCCUCGAGAAGGCCCUCCUAGCAGCGGAGAAGAGAAUAGUCACUGUAGGAGCCUCUCGUGGUGACCUUCGCACCCCCAUCUUUGAGGGUCGGUCGGUGCGGCGUCUACCCCUAGCGGGAGACGCCGCCCUGGCAAGGGCAAGGGGGGCAGGGGCACUGGAGGAGCUAGCGGGGGCGGUGGAAGCGGCGGUGGAGGCGGCAGAGGGAGUGGGGGUGGCGGUGGGGGUGGUGGCGGGGGUGGAGGUGUCGGUGGCAGCAGUGGAGGCGGAGGCGGCGGCGGUGGCGGUGGGAGCGGAGAUGGUGGCGGAGGUGGCGGCGGUGGAGGAGGCGGUGGCGGAGGAGGUGGAGCUGGUCGGGGUGGCACUGCGCAGAGGGUCGGCUCCGGUGGUGGUCAGGGCCAGCAGCACUAGCAGCGCACUCGUGACAUCCCCUCCCCUCAGCAGCUCCUGCGGGGGUGCGCACUCCACCCAGCGCUGCUUUGGCCGCCUGACGGACGCUUGGCGUCACCAGUUCCCGGAGGCCACGGAGAUCCCCCGCUGGGGUGAGCUGUCUAGGGCGGGAGUAGCUGUCUUUGAAAUUGACUUUGAUGCUAUUCUUGCUGCCAUGUAUGCUGUGACUAUUAGUGAUGAGGGUGAAUGUUACCGGUGUUUUCCGCCCGACCCGGGCAUUGAGACUGCCGCUCUAGGUACUAGUGAGGCUGCUGCUCUAGGUGCUAGCGAUGCUGCUGCUCUAGGUGCUCGUGCGUCUGGUCCCUCAGGUGCUGGUGAGUCUGCUCUCUCAGGUACUGCGUCGGCUUCGGCCUCCCACACCUUCACCCUUGACUCGGGGGCUUCUCGCUCCUUCUUCCGAGACCGCACCACACUCACGCCGCUUGGCCGGCCAGUUGCAGUCUCUCUGGCAGACCCCUCUGGGGGUCCUGUCCUUUCUCACUACUCCACUGUCCUCCCGUGUCUGGCGGCCCCCUCUGGCACCCUGUCUGGUCUUUACCUCCCCUCAUUCUCUACAAACUUGGUGAGUGGUGCUGACCUACAGGAUGCGGGGAUUCACCAGUUCACUCCUGCGCGUCAGCGGGUGACCCACUGCACGGACACUCGGACAGGCCGACACCUGGCCACGUUUACACGUCGGCCGAGGUCGAGCCUGUACACACUGACCACUGCGUCUCCUCCAGUCACUGCGUCUGGUCAGGUAGCUGCGUCGGGUCAGCACCACCGCCUUGGUCACCCCUCCCUGCUUCGUCUCCGAAGCAUGGCCUCCCGUGUCCUUGUCUCUGGUCUCCCCCGGUCCCUCCCUCCCCUUCCUCCUGGGCCUGGCCCUACCUGCGUCCCCUGUGUCGAGGGGCGGCAGCGGGCUGCCCCUCACUCCUCCCAGUUUCCUCCGACAGAGGCCCCGCUGCAGACGCUUCACAUGGACGUGUGGAGCCCGGCCCGCGUCCGUGGACAGGGUCACAAACGCUACUACCCGCGUUACACCACAGUCUUCCCCUUGCGCAGCAAGGGUGAUGUCACUGAGGUGUUGAUCGACUGGAUCCGCGCAGCUCGUCUCCAGCUCAGGCAGAGCUUCGGCUCGGACUUUCCUGUUCUGCGUCUGCACUCUGACAGAGGCGGAGAGUUCUCCUCUGGCCUUCUGCGAGCCUACUGUCAUGCACGAGGCAUCCGCCAGACCUUCACGCUUCCGGACUCUCCACAGCAAAAUGGGAUUGCUGAGUGCCGCAUUGGCAUGGUCAUGGAUGUCGCUCGUACGUCCAUGAUGCAUGCGGCUGCCUCCCAUUUUCUGUGGCCAUUUGCGGUUCGGUACGCAGAGCAUCAGAUCAACCUUCACCCCAGGGUCUCCAUGCCGGAGACCUCCCCAGCUUUGCUGUGGACGGGGAAGGUUGGCGAUGCGUCUGCGUUCCAUGUCUGGGGAUCUCGGGCGUUUGUUCGCGACUUGUCUGCGGACAAGUUGUCCCCUCGUGCUGCUCCUUGCGUCUUCCUUGGCUUCCCCCCUGACGCGCCAGGGUGGCAGUUCUACCACCCCACCUCGCGCCGUGUUCUGUCCUCCCAGGACGUCACGUUUGACGAGUCGGUCCCCUACUACCGCCUCUUCCCCUACCGCACUCCAUCCCUCCCCCCGCCACCGCUCUUCCUUGUACCAGUCGAGCCCGUCGAGGUUACUGGUGACUCUGGUGCUGCUGAGGGUGCUGAGCCUGGGGGUGCUGACUCUGGGGGUGCUGAGCGUGUGGGUGCUAUGCCUGGGGGUGCUGAGCCUGCGGGUGCUACUACUGGGGGUGUUGAGCCUGGGGGUGCUGCGACUUGGGGUGCUGAGCUUGGGGGUGCUGAGUCUGGGGGUCCUGAGCCUGGGGCUGCUACGCCUGGAGGUGCUGAGCCUGGAGGAGCUGUGUGA
This is a messenger RNA of Closterium sp. NIES-65, 2754 nucleotides long. The record is from the annotation of a GenBank genome assembly. NCBI's taxonomy places the organism in Eukaryota, Viridiplantae, Streptophyta, Zygnematophyceae, Desmidiales, Closteriaceae.